AUGGCCCCGCGACCUCGACGCUCUGCUGCCACAAAAGCAAAUGAGUCAAUUUAUGUGCAUGCUAGAUGGGCUGACGCUAGCGACAGAGCUGAAAGUGGUAUUAUGUCAUCCUCUCGCAGAUCUGGCCGUGCAUCCGGCGUGAGUGGCACUCGAGAAAUGCCCUCAUCCUCCCCUGACGAAAGCGUCACGGUUCAGACCCCCAAAUCCACUCGAGGUGCCAAUCGGCGGUUUGACCGCUUUGAAGGAGGCGAGAUCGUUCAUGGUACCAGAAACCGAGGCGGGAGGAAAAAUUAUGUCAUCGAUUCCAGCCCGGAUGACGACGACGACGAAGAAGAAGAAGAAGUAGAAGAUGCCAGAAUUCAUCAUGUCGGGGAUGAAGAUCAAGAUGCUGAGGGUGAAGAGAUGGAGAUUGACGCAGAAAGGGAAGACGUAGACGCGGAAGGGGAAGAAGAAGAAGAAGAAGAAGAAGAAGAAGAAGAAGAAGAAGAAGAAGAAGAAGACGCUGAAGGGGACAUUGAUAUGGAUGCGUCACUACCUCCGCGUGCAGGCCAUACCAUCCGCGUAUCUCAGACAGCCCCAAGGUCGGCUGCCAAAAUAGCGGCAGCAAAGAUGGCUGUUGAUGACGACGAUGAGGAAGAAGACGACGAUGACGAGCUGAGCGAUCCGGCAGACAGCGACGACGAGGUCGAUCAGACCUUGGGCUUUGGCGAUGAGACAAUGGCCGAUGAAGACGCCGAAGGUGAAGAGAUUGAAGUUGCAGCAGAGGAUGACGAUGAGGAGGAGGCGGAGGAGGAGGAGGCGGAGGAGGCGGAGGAGGCGGAGGAACCAGAGGAACCAGAGGGCGAGGAAGACGCGGGUGAUGAUGCCGAAAUCGAAACUGAAGGUGGCACUCGAGAAGGCACGCCGGAUCUCACCAAAAUGACCAAGCGUCAACGGGCAAGAUUCGAGGACGGGCCCAAAGAGUACAUGAAGCUGUCGGAUGAGGUUCAAGUCAAGAAACACUUUACAGCGGAGGAGCUGUCCAUGCGUCGGCAAGAAAUGGCUCGACGUCGCCGCAAUCUCAGCGAAAAACGCACCGAGGAAGUCAAGAUGGAAACUAUCAACAAGCUGUUGAAGAAGCAAGCACCCAAGAUUAAUCGGAAGGCCGCCGCGGCCGCGGCCCGCGCUGACAGUCCGGAUGAUGAAUCCUCAAAAGUUAAUCCCACGUUUAUUCGGUGGGUAAAUAACAAGAACGGCAGCAAACUCUCCAUCCCGGGAGACCUCGUCAGAGGUCCUGCUGGCCGAGUUUUCUCCAAGGCUGGCGGCGGGCUUGCACCCGGCAGAAUGGUACAAGAGGUUACCUGA
Messenger RNA from Ustilaginoidea virens, 1344 nucleotides. RefSeq lists its product as uncharacterized. Gene Ontology annotation, biological process: chromatin remodeling. The coding region runs from base 1 to 1344 and encodes 447 amino acids. The record is from RefSeq and is a predicted model, not a curated record. Gene Ontology annotation, cellular component: Ino80 complex. The transcript is spliced from 3 exons. Lineage: Eukaryota; Fungi; Ascomycota; Sordariomycetes; Hypocreales; Clavicipitaceae.